AUGCCUGCAACUUUGCACGAUUCUACGAAAAUCCUAUCUUUAAAUACCGGAGCCCAAAUUCCCCAAGUAGGUUUAGGAACGUGGCAGUCAAAAGACAACGAUGCUUAUAAGUCCGUUUUAACCGCUUUGAAAGACGGUUACAGACACAUUGAUACUGCUGCUAUUUACCGUAACGAAGACCAAGUCGGUCAAGCCAUCAAAGAUUCAGGUGUCCCUCGGGGAGAAAUCUUCGUUACUACAAAGUUAUGGUGUACACAACACCACGAACCUGAAAAAGCCCUGGACCAAUCGCUAGAAAGAUUAGGAUUGGACUACGUGGACUUGUAUUUGAUGCACUGGCCAGCCCGUUUAGACCCGACUUACGUGAAAAAUGGAGACAUAUUGAGUGUACCAACAAAGGAAGACGGUUCCCGUGCAGUAGAUAUCACCAAUUGGAAUUUUAUCAAAACCUGGGAAUUAAUGCAAGAACUACCUAAGACUGGUAAAACUAAGGCUGUUGGAGUCUCCAACUUUUCUAUAAACAACUUGAAGGAUUUACUAGCAUCUCAAGGUAAUAAGCUUACACCAGCUGCUAACCAAGUGGAAAUACAUCCAUUACUACCUCAAAAUGAAUUAAUUGACUUUUGUAAAAGUGAAAACAUAAUGGUUGAAGCUUAUUCUCCGUUAGGUAGUACCGAUGCUCCACUAUUGAAAGAACCGACUAUUUUGGAAAUUGCUAAGAAAAAUAAUGUUCAACCUGGUCACGUUGUCAUCAGCUGGCAUGCACAAAGGGGUUAUGUGGUUUUGCCAAAAUCUGUGAAUCCUGAUCGAAUCAAAACGAACAGGAAAAUAUUCACUCUAUCUAAUGAGGACUUUGAAGCCAUUAACAACAUAUCAAAGGAAAAAGGCGAAAAGAGAGUUGUUCAUCCAAACUGGUCUCCUUUCGAAGUAUUCAAAUGA
Molecule: messenger RNA, 939 nt
Organism: Saccharomyces paradoxus
Lineage: Eukaryota; Fungi; Ascomycota; Saccharomycetes; Saccharomycetales; Saccharomycetaceae
Gene: GCY1
Product: glycerol 2-dehydrogenase (NADP(+)) GCY1
Exons: 1
Coding region: 1-939 (312 amino acids)
Biological process (GO): cellular response to oxidative stress; D-xylose catabolic process; arabinose catabolic process
Cellular component (GO): cytosol
Molecular function (GO): aldose reductase (NADPH) activity
Source: RefSeq, a predicted model, not a curated record